This is a messenger RNA of Corapipo altera (White-ruffed manakin), 727 nucleotides long. It is a transcript of the gene MGP, whose product is annotated as matrix Gla protein. The record is from RefSeq and is a predicted model, not a curated record. The transcript is spliced from 5 exons. Gene Ontology annotation, cellular component: extracellular region. Gene Ontology annotation, molecular function: calcium ion binding. The coding region runs from base 177 to 488 and encodes 103 amino acids. NCBI's taxonomy places the organism in Eukaryota, Metazoa, Chordata, Aves, Passeriformes, Pipridae.
GUCCCUUUUCUUCAGUCCAGAGUUCAGGACAGUAGAAGAGCUGCACCGCCAGACAAGAGCUGCAGGCUGGCAGGGAAGCAACACCUUAUCAGCCCAGGAUCUCCAGCUGCCCUCAGCGGGAAGAAAGCAAAACACAGCAAGAAAGACAGCGAGAGAUUCCUCCCUGCACUGGCACAAUGCGCACUCUCAUCAUCCUUACGUUUCUGGCUGUCUUGGUGAUGGCUGCCACUUGCUAUGAGUCCCACGAGAGCAUGGAGUCCCAUGAGCAUUAUUAUCCCUUCAUCAACAGGCGAAGGGCCAAUGACUUCAUACAAGCUGACACGAGACUAGGAACCAUCACUCAAGAGAGGAUCAGGGAGCGUACUAAGGCACCCCAUGAACGUCAGAGGGAGAUCUGCGAGGACUACUACCCUUGUGAACUGUACGCUUAUCGCCAUGGCUAUGCUGCUGCUUACAAGCACUAUUUUGGGAAGAGGAGGACUAAGUAAAGGAUGACCUGCCCCUAUCCUGGGGCCUGAAGUCCAGGGUAUCCUCCCCAAAAAUGCAAUGGCUCUGAAACAUAUUCAGUUGCUUGUGUCCUUGUAUGUUAUCCAGCCUGCUGCUUCUCUCCCAUGUAGCCAUGGAUUCCUACACCGUGUUAAUUAGUGCUGAGCUGAUGUAGCAGAGAUCAGAGUGAGUUCAGGAUGUGGGUGUUUACUACACAAUAAAUUGCUGGUUUGAUACUAUC